AUGUUGCUGCCGCCCCGCGUGACGCGCCUGCUGGGCACUCUACGCCUGCACGCCCCUUCGUUCCGCUCGCUUUCCUUGUCGCGCCGUGCCUGGCGCCUCGUCUCCCAGAUCGCCUUGUUCUUGGUGCUGUUUCCACCGCUGCUGCAGUGGACCAUUGCCUACCUGGUUGGCGGCGAUGUGCGGCUCCUGCCGGAGGACCUUCAAGGCGCCAAGAAUCUGCUGAUUGUCACUGCGCAUCCGGAUGAUGAGUGCCUCUUUUUCGCCCCGAGCAUACUCGGCGUCCUCGACCGGAACCGAGGCGUGCACGGCAGCCUCAUUUCCAUAUCGACCGGAAACAACUAUGGCAUUGGCGACCUGCGCAAAAAAGAACUUGUUGGAUCGUGUACGGCGCUACAAAUCGACCCAGCACGCUGCCUCGCCUUGGACCAUCCUGACCUCCAAGACAAUCCUACCAAAUGGUGGGACACCGCCCUCUUGCAGACCGUUGUGCAGGAGUACAUCGACAAGUGGAACAUUGACGCGAUCAUCACGUUCGAUGAAGGUGGUGUGUCUGGCCAUAUCAACCACCGUGCCGUGAGCGCUGCCGUCCGGUAA
This is a messenger RNA of Sporothrix brasiliensis 5110, 594 nucleotides long. RefSeq lists its product as uncharacterized. The transcript is spliced from 3 exons. Gene Ontology annotation, biological process: GPI anchor biosynthetic process. Gene Ontology annotation, molecular function: N-acetylglucosaminylphosphatidylinositol deacetylase activity. The record is from RefSeq and is a predicted model, not a curated record. Gene Ontology annotation, cellular component: endoplasmic reticulum. The coding region runs from base 1 to 594 and encodes 197 amino acids. NCBI's taxonomy places the organism in Eukaryota, Fungi, Ascomycota, Sordariomycetes, Ophiostomatales, Ophiostomataceae.